GCACUGGACUGCAUUAACACCGAUCGCCGAACUAUCUCUGCUGCAAGGCAAAAAACACCGCCUGCUGCUGAUUGCGCGCGUGGACUUCAUCCGUUCCAAUAUGCAUGCUACAGUGGGUACUGGAGACUCUAACGCAGCUUCAACCUCUCAUAUAUGUAGGAGACAGCCACCUUGAUGUCUUUUCUCCUCCUCAAACACGCCUUCAGCAUGACGGCCCAAGGCUCAGGGAGCGCGAAGCUCACAAUCCGUUUCGGGAUGCAAACGACGCCACUGCGACUGGAUCAAGCGUGCCGGUAUCUAGCGAGCGUCUUCCAGGCGAGCGCAAGCUAUUGGUGGUCUCCUGGUAGGACGCUGUGGCGCGGUCCCGGAAGGCCCUAGCUCCUGUCGAGAACGAUGAUUAGCAUCCUAUGAAGCGGAAGGAGGCCCA
This is a messenger RNA of Baudoinia panamericana UAMH 10762, 427 nucleotides long. RefSeq lists its product as uncharacterized. Lineage: Eukaryota; Fungi; Ascomycota; Dothideomycetes; Mycosphaerellales; Teratosphaeriaceae. The coding region runs from base 105 to 347 and encodes 80 amino acids. The record is from RefSeq and is a predicted model, not a curated record. The transcript has 2 exons.